Condylostylus longicornis is the source of this 1126-nucleotide messenger RNA. It is a transcript of the gene Dpck, whose product is annotated as dephospho-CoA kinase. Gene Ontology annotation, biological process: coenzyme A biosynthetic process. Lineage: Eukaryota; Metazoa; Arthropoda; Insecta; Diptera; Dolichopodidae. Gene Ontology annotation, molecular function: ATP binding; dephospho-CoA kinase activity. The transcript has 3 exons. Bases 147 to 854 code for a protein of 235 amino acids. The record is from RefSeq and is a predicted model, not a curated record.
UAAUAAUUUUUCAAGGUUCUAAAAUUUGUAAUAUAGAGUUAAAAAUUUUAUUAAGUUUACCUUUUCCCUAAUAGUCAUACCAAAUAGGCACAUUUAUAAUCAAAGAAAAGAUUUAUUUUAUCUUUUUGCAAUUUUUUGCUUGGAAAAUGUUUUUGAUUGCUAUAACUGGCGGAAUUGCUACCGGAAAAAGCACAGUAGCAAAAGUGUUUAAAGAUAACAAAGUUCCAGUUAUUGAUGCAGAUUUGAUUGCUCGCCAAAUUGUUGAACCUGGAAAACCAGCAUGGCAUCAAAUAAAGAAGGUUUUUGGGGAUGAAGUGAUUCAAGAAAAUGGAGAAAUAAAUCGCGAAAUUUUGGGAAAAUUAAUCUUUAAUGAUAAAGAAUUGAGAAGAAAAUUAAAUGAAAUUACCCAUCCUACAAUACAUCGAACUAUUUUUCUCCAAGUUUUUCAUGAAUUUGUUCGAGGAACUAAUUAUGUCGUAAUGGAUCUACCAUUACUUUUUGAGACUGGGAUAUUAUUAGAUUUUAUUCAUAAAAUUAUUUGUGUAACAUGUGACGAAGAGACUCAAAUCAAGCGUGUUAUGCAACGAAAUAACUUAUCAAAAGAGGAUGCUAAAAAGCGUAUAUCAUCACAAAUGUCUUUGGAUCAAAAAUGUGAAAAAUCAAAUUUUGUUAUUGAUAAUUCAGGAUUAAUUUCUACAACUGAAUUGGAGACCAAAAAUAUUUUAAAUAUUUUGAAUUUAAGUAAACAUCAUUGGCGUAUACGCUUCUACUUUAUUUUGGGGAUUGGUGCAAUAGUUUUUGUAAUACUUUGGUUAAAUUCUUUAUUUAAAUUUGUGCCAAUUUCUUAUAGUUAAUUUUGUAGUAUAUAAGCAUAGUUGUAGAUGUAUUAACAUUUUAAUUUUUAAAGCAAUUUUUUUUUAAUUCUGGGAUUUACUAGAAUGUUUUGAAUAUUAUUACGUAUUAUUCAAAACCUGUGAAUGUUUUUAUUGAAUAACUUCAAAUCAAAAUCAGAAAACAAAAAAUCACAAAACAUACAAAGAUUUAAUUUACCUGAGAAAUAUUAUUUAUGCCUAUUUAACUUUUCAGUUAUUAAUUUAUAAACAUUGGUUGUUCAAAUAUAUAAAAA